UCGUAUGACUGGAGAAAAUGGGAAACGUCAGCUGGGGAGAAUUAUUCCCAGGGCGAUGGAGUGCGGUUAUAUUCAUAUCCUACAUGGGCCUCUUCAUAAAUCAAGGAAUAUUUGUAACAUUGUCGCAGAGCAAAGGAGAUUACAAAUACAAUAUUGUGACUGUCGUGCUGAUGACUGAAGUGCUCAAAUUGAUAGUAUCUAUGAUAUUAUAUUGCUGGAAUAAUGAUAUCUCGUCUCUCUUCCUCGAAAUAAUCAAACACAGGCAGGUGUUUAUGCUGUACAUGGUCCCAUCAUUCCUCUACUGUCUCUACAAUAACCUAGCGUUUAUAAAUCUAGCUGCGUUUGAUCCCACGACAUACUACCUCCUCCUGCAGUUCAGGGUAGUAAUAACUGGAAUUAUUUUCCAGGUAGUUUUUAAAAAACAGCUGUCGAAUAAACAAUGGUUAUCAUUAAUAAUCUUGACUCUGGGCUGCAUGAUGAAGCAAGUGAAUUUCAGCUCUGGAAAUACAGCGGUAUCAAAUUUUCAUGUUAACAUCAACGCGCUUUUCAUAUUCAUCCAGACAAUCUGCUCUUGCCUAGCUGGUGUCUACAACGAGUACCUUCUGAAAGGCCAAGGCGCCAACAUCAACAUCUACGUGCAGAACGUCUUCAUGUACAUCGAUAGCAUAAUCUGUAAUAUCCUCGUGUUAAUUCUCCAAGGAGAUCUCCUCGGGGCAUUCGAGAACGUUGGCCCCAGUAUUCUCUUUGACCCCAAAGUCCUAGUUAUAAUAGCCAACAACGCAGCAGUAGGAAUAAUCACGAGCUUCUUCCUGAAGAACUUGAACUCAAUCCUCAAGACUUUUGCCAGUGCCUUGGAGCUCGUAUUUACAGCUGUCUUGUGCUGGUUGCUCUUUGGCAUUCCCAUUUAUUUGAAUACUGGGCUGGCUAUUGGAAUGGUCAGUUAUGCGGUUAUUCUCUACGCUCAGAAUCCCGUCCAGAACUCCCCCAAGUCAGUCACGAGUGAGGAAGAGGGCGAGAGGGCAGAGCCACUCAUAUCGAAGAAGAGCAUUGAGAUUGUUUAAUUAUUAUUUUCUUUCUGGUUAAGCCUGAGAGAAUUGCGUGAAUUUUUUUUCACUUUAGUGAAGACACUAAUACUAAAAAAAUUCCAUAGAAAAAAUAGAUACUAGAAAAUUGCAUUGGAUAUUUCUAUUGGAAC
Messenger RNA from Fopius arisanus, 1195 nucleotides. RefSeq names its product CMP-sialic acid transporter 1-like (gene senju). Lineage: Eukaryota; Metazoa; Arthropoda; Insecta; Hymenoptera; Braconidae. Gene Ontology annotation, cellular component: Golgi membrane. The record is from RefSeq and is a predicted model, not a curated record. Gene Ontology annotation, molecular function: UDP-galactose transmembrane transporter activity. The coding region runs from base 18 to 1061 and encodes 347 amino acids. The transcript is spliced from 5 exons. Gene Ontology annotation, biological process: pyrimidine nucleotide-sugar transmembrane transport.